Messenger RNA from Pyrus x bretschneideri (Chinese white pear), 2357 nucleotides. Its product is annotated as 5'-nucleotidase domain-containing protein 4. Gene Ontology annotation, molecular function: 5'-nucleotidase activity. The record is from RefSeq and is a predicted model, not a curated record. The transcript is spliced from 17 exons. NCBI's taxonomy places the organism in Eukaryota, Viridiplantae, Streptophyta, Magnoliopsida, Rosales, Rosaceae. The coding region runs from base 546 to 2174 and encodes 542 amino acids.
AAACCGCCAUGCGUGUUCCCAAGAAACCCGUUUUCUUUUGCCUCUCUCUGUUUUCUCCCGACCUUUCCGCUGCCUCCCCUUCCUCUCUCUCUCCCCGCUUGCGCUCUCGCUCUCCCGGUAAACGAAAAGGCAUUCACACGAUAGGUCCGUUCCAGUUUUCGUCCUCGUUUUUUCUUUCAAAAAUUUCAAAUCUUUAGCCAUUUUUUUGAGCUUUUGAAGCGUGAGUUUUGCGAGGGCUGUGUCUGCAUUUACGUGUCGCUGGUGGGUUUUUGUUGGUUUGGGAUUUUACCUUGUUAUCUGGCGUGAAGCUUUUUAGAAGUUCGUAGGAGGAGAGGGCUGUAAGUAUUGGGGGGUUUCAACAGCGAGAAACGAACGAGAGAGCAAAAAGCACAGAGCUUUUCUUUUAAUUUUGAGAAACUGGAAAUUUUAGGUCUCUCUUGGAGCGUAGCUGGGAGGAUUCGUGGAGUCGGAACUUAACCUGGUGCACUGUGCGCUCACUUUUGUCUGGCACUUCGGGAGGUUAUCAAUUGCAUGCCAGCUAUUCGAUGGAAAAGGGCCACGAGACUGCUGUAGGAGGUGACAAGCCAUCACAUUUUGCAAAUAUGGGCUCGACGGAUGGUGGUCAAAAACCAUAUGUGUGGUCAUCUCCCCAAGGAGGAUGUAAAAUAGACUUAAGAAAGCAGAUUUUCUGCAACAGAUCGUUGAAUAUGAAGAAUAUUGUCGCGGUAGGAUUUGAUAUGGAUUACACAUUGGCACAGUACAAGCCGGAAACCUUUGAGUCUCUUGCAUACGAUGGAACUAUCCGAAAGUUGGUGUAUGAUCUAGGAUACCCUCGUGAGUUGCUGAAUUGGUCCUUCGAUUGGACAUAUAUGGUCAGAGGGUUGGUUCUGGAUAAGAAGAGAGGCAACAUCUUGAAGAUGGAUCGACAUAAGUAUGUGAAAGUUGCUUACCAUGGAUUCAAAGAGUUAUCUAAGGAAGAUAAAGUUAACACCUAUGGAAAUACAUUAAUACGGGAUUCCUUUGACGAGCCAGAUUAUAUUAUCAUUGAUACCCUCUUUGCUCUAGCUGAAGCUUACAUGUUUGCGCAACUGGUUGACUUCAAAGACAAAAAUCCAGGAAAAAUUCCGGAGGGUGUUGAUUAUGCUGUUAUGUACAAGGAUGUUCGAGCUGCUGUUGAUUUGUGCCACCGUGAUGGAACCUUAAAGCAAAUGGUGGCAAAAGACCCUCAGCGGUAUAUUAAUGAAGAUACCUCCAUAGUUCCUAUGCUCAAAAUGCUGAGAGAUUCUGGCCGUGCUACAUUCCUAGUGACAAACAGUUUAUGGGACUACACAAACAUUGUGAUGAAUUUCCUCUGCGAGUCGCGUACAGUGGAUGGUAGUAGAAAAUGCAAUUUCGACUGGCUCAAAUACUUUGAUGUUGUCAUCAGUGGCAGUGCAAAGCCAAGCUUCUUUCAUGAUGGUAACCGUGCUAAUCUGUUUGAGGUAGAACUCGAGUCGGGGAUGCUAAUCAAUACUGAUAAUGGUUCUCCUAUGGCUCAGGUUGGAAGUUCUUCACCUACACCUAUGUUAUCGUUGAAGGGACAGAAGAAGGCUUGUAGAGUUUUCCAGGGAGGCAGCGUUGGCCAUCUUCAUAAGCUGCUUUCAAUUGAGUCAAGUUCACAGGUUCUUUAUGUUGGUGACCAUAUAUAUGGAGAUAUUUUGCGCAGCAAAAAGGUUCUUGGGUGGAGAACAAUGCUUGUCGUUCCAGAGCUAGAGAGGGAGGUUGAACUCCUAUGGGAAUUGAGAGAUACCCGCAAGCAACUUCGAUUGUUGAGGAAUGAACGCGAUCUGAUUGAAGACAAAAUACAUCAUCUAAAGUGGUCUCUGAAAUAUGACGAUUUCAGUACUGUGGAGAAGCAAAAAUUAUCUUCUGAAUGCAAUGCUUUGGAGUUUCAAAGAGAUCAAGUGCGUUUCGCCCAUCAACAGGCUCAACGUGAAUGUCACCAAAUGUUUCAUAAGAUUUGGGGGCAACUCAUGAAGACUGGCUAUCAGAACUCCCGCUUUGCCCAUCAGGUCGAGAGAUUUGCCUGCCUUUAUACUAGCCAGGUUUCCAACUUGAGUCUCUACUCACCCGACAAAUACUACAGGCCGAGCGAAGACUACAUGCCCCAUGAAUUCGAUAUUCUUCCCCUGUGAAGCAUGUUUGCUUCGUGAUAAGAAGACGCGAACAUUUAUGGAUGAUCAAGGUGAACUGUAAAUGAUUUGCUCCAAUACAGAGCUGUAAAUUAAGUGCUUAAAAGCCCUUCACUUUUCUUUGCCCCAUAUGUGGUACAAACUUUUCUGCAUUCUGAAUGAAAUGUUUCUUGCAUGUUAUGACUA